ACCUCUGACAGGGUAGCGAGAUUUUUCGAGAUCUUCCCCGGCUCCAUUCAUCCCUUCGCAGACAGUAGUGCGACUGCUCGCCGGAUCCUGGUGUUCAUCACUUUGCUACAGACAUGUCGGUGGUGGGAAUAGAUUUGGGAUUUCAGAGCUGCUAUGUCGCUGUGGCCCGGGCUGGAGGCAUCGAAACUGUUGCUAAUGAGUACAGCGACCGCAGUACCCCGUCAUGCAUUUCAUUUGGCCCGAAAAACCGCUCUAUUGGUGCAGCUGCAAAAAGUCAAGUCAUAUCAAAUGCAAAAAACACAUUACAAGGUUUCAAGAGGUUUCAUGGCCGGGCAUACACCGAUCCUUUUGUGCAGGCUGAAAAGCCCAACCUUGCCUAUGAAAUUACGGAGUUACCAACUGGCUCAGCUGGAAUUAAGGUCAUGUACUUGGAAGAGGAAAAAAGUUUUACCAUUGAGCAGGUGACAGCAAUGCAGCUGACGAAGCUUAAGGAAACUGCAGAAAGCGCACUAAAGAAACCUGUGGUGGACUGUGUUGUGGCUGUUCCCUGUUUCUUCACUGAUGCAGAGCGGAGGUCUGUGAUGGAUGCCACCCAGAUUGCAGGUCUUAAUUGCCUGAGAUUGAUAAAUGAGACUACUGCAGUUUCUCUUGCAUAUGGAAUAUAUAAACAAGAUUUACCUGCUCCAGAAGAGAAACCGAGGAUUGUGGUGUUUGUGGAUAUGGGGCAUUCUGGCUAUCAAGUCUCUGUAUGUGCUUUCAACAAAGGAAAACUUAAAGUUCUUGCUACAGCAUUUGACCCUCUCUUGGGUGGUAGAAAUUUUGAUGACGUCUUGGUUAACUAUUUUUGUGAGGAGUUUGGCAAGAAAUACAAGCUGGACAUUAAAUCUAAGAUCAGACCUCUACUACGGCUUGCCCAGGAGUGUGAAAAACUCAAGAAAUUAAUGAGUGCAAAUGCCUCGGAUUUACCACUAAACAUUGAAUGUUUCAUGAAUGAUAUUGAUGUCUCUGGCACUAUGAACAGGAGCCAUUUUGAAGAAAUGUGUGACAGUCUCUUAUCUCGAGUUGAACCUCCACUGCGCAGUGUUUUGGAACAGGCCAAACUGAAAAAAGAAGAUGUUUAUGCAGUGGAAAUAGUUGGUGGUGCCACUCGGAUCCCUUCAGUUAAAGAGAGAAUCAUAAAGUUCUUUGGCAAAGAUAUCAGCACAACAUUAAAUGCUGAUGAAGCUGUAGCCAGAGGCUGUGCUUUACAGUGCGCUAUCCUGUCCCCAGCGUUUAAAGUUCGAGAAUUUUCUAUUACUGAUUUGGUGCCAUAUCCCAUAUCAUUGAAGUGGAAUUCUCCAGCUGAGGAAGGAUUAAGUGAUUGUGAGGUGUUCCCCAAGAAUCAUGCUGCUCCCUUCUCCAAAGUGCUUACAUUCUACAGAAAGGAUCCUUUCACUCUCGAUGCAUAUUACAGCGCCCCCAAGGAACUGCCUUAUCCUGAUCCAUCCUUGGGCCAAUUCCACGUUCAGAAGGUAGUUCCUCAGGCUGAUGGCUCCAGUUCUAAGGUGAAGGUGAAAGUGCGUGUAAAUGUUCAUGGGAUUUUUAGUGUUUCCAGUGCAUCUCUUGUCGAAAUCCUUAAAACAGAGGAUGGUGAGGAACCAAUGGAAACAGACCAGCUUGCAAAGGAGGAGGAUAAAAUGCAAGUUGAUCAAGAAGAGCCUAAACCAGAAGAAACUACACAAACACAAGCAGAAAACAAGACUAAUCCUGAUGAAAUGGAGACAUCUCAAACUGCACCCAAGGAAAAGAAGACUGAUCAGCCUCCUCAAGCAAAGAAAGCCAAAGUAAAGACCAGCACAGUCGAGCUGCCUGUUGACCAUUAUCCACCGUGGCAGAUAGGAAGAGAUAUGCUGAACUUAUUUGUUGAGAAUGAGGGCAAGAUGAUUAUGCAGGACAAACUUGAGAAGGAGAGAAAUGAUGCCAAGAACGCAGUAGAAGAGUAUGUGUAUGAAAUGAGGGAUAAACUUUGUGGCAUUUAUGAGAAAUUUGUGAACGAAGAUGAUCGCAAUAGUUUCAUCCUCAAGCUUGAAGAUACUGAGAACUGGUUGUAUGAGGAUGGGGAAGAUCAGUCCAAACAAGUUUAUAUAGAUAAAUUUAAUGACCUAAAGAAUUUGGGUCAGCCUAUCCAGACACGCUAUCAGGAAUUUGAGGACCGACCAAAGACAUUUGAAGAAUUAGGGAAACAAAUUCAGCUUUACAUGAAAGCAGUUCAUGCAUUUAAAAAUAAGGAUGAGGCAUAUGAUCACUUGGAUUCUGCUGAUAUGGAGAAAGUGGAAAAGAGUGUAAAUGAGGCCAUGGAGUGGAUGAACAACAAAAUGAAUUUGCAAAUGAAGCAUAGUCUAAAUGUAGAUCCAGUAGUGAAAGCAAAAGAAAUUCAGGCCAAAACAAAAGAGUUGACAAGUACGUGUAAUCCAAUAGUCACAAAACCAAAACCCAAGGUCGAGCCCCCAAAAGAAGAGCAGCAGCCGAAUGAGCAUAAUGGACCAGUAGACAAUAGUACAAAUAGUCAAGGGCCACAGCAAGCUGAACAGAGCCCAAACACUGCAGCUUCUGAAACAGAAAAGAAGCUUCCUGAAAUGGACAUUGAAUAAAUUCCACCACCUAUAUCUAUUCUCAAACAGUAUAAUAAAGCUUUAAGUUGUUACCUUCAUAUGGUUCAGAAUACAGACCAGAGAAAAGUGAUUGCUGCAAGUUUCUCAGUCUCCUAGCUUCAUUUCUCUGCAUUGUUUUUUUUUCUACACCCAUUGACGUUUGUAUUGUUUGAUAACGUUCUUUUUUUCUAUUGUUGCUUUAGAGUCAGUCCUUAUUGCUACAAUUUACUAGCGAUUGCUGUAACUUGCACAUGAACCUCUAGGAUUUUGUCUGAAGUUACAACAGAUCUGUAGCAUAAUAAUAGUAGUAUUCAAAGUCUAAAGAGACACAUAGAAAACCUCUUACCGCAUUAAAAGCAACACUCCUGUGGUUUUUGCUUUUAUGUUCUUUUAUAGAUGCUGAAGUUUUUGGUUUGUAUCUUUAUCUGUAUGCUGCACUUUUACCCCAUUGACAGUUGGUAAACUACAGUAAUACCGACCUCUUGCAUGGCAGCCUGUUUGCUUGGUGGUGCUUGCAAGACAUGGCGUAUUACAACCCAGCACUUUCCACUGUCUACUCAUAGCAACAUUUGUCUAGAGCUAGAAACUCCCCUUUCUUUGUCUAAUUAAAUAUUACAUUUUCUAUCAUAAAAGCAACUAUCACUCUUUUAUUUUUAAAUACAAUAUAUGUGCUAGAAAAUGAUUCCAUCGUAUUGAUUGCCCACUUGAUAUAAUAAGUCACACAGUGCAACAGAAUGAACUGCAUAACCAUAAUUUUGUUAGGUAUUAAUCUACAAAAGGCAUAACAAAAAAGGAAGAAAUCACUUUUUAAGAGUUGAGUACUGAACAAAGUUCAUUUGUCCUUUUCUCUCCUAGAAGAGCCAUGAACGCAUGGUGCCACAGCUUGAGGCAGUAAUGAUGAUCUUAAAAGGUAUAGGUGAAUUUGCUUGUACCUGUGCAAUGCAUUUUUUGUCUAUCAUUCAUCAUGUUAUUUUAAACAUGACACAUUCAGUAAUUUUUUUGUGUGUUAACUGUAUAGGUUCCAUUUUAAAACUGGAUUUUCUGAAAAUUGUGUAAAGAUGUUGCAGGUCUAUUGAAAAAUGUAUAUGCAGCAUUUGUACAUAAUUAUUCUAAUAUGUUAUCACAGCCCAUAAAAAUUUCAUCUUUGUAUUAUUUUUUUUAUGAUUAUUAUAACUAAAAUUCUAAUACGCCUACAGCAAAUCUGGUCAGAAAUAAACAUUCUGGGUUGGAA
Messenger RNA from Bombina bombina (fire-bellied toad), 3861 nucleotides. RefSeq names its product heat shock protein family A (Hsp70) member 4 (gene HSPA4). Gene Ontology annotation, cellular component: nucleus; cytosol. The transcript has 19 exons. The record is from RefSeq and is a predicted model, not a curated record. Gene Ontology annotation, biological process: protein folding. Lineage: Eukaryota; Metazoa; Chordata; Amphibia; Anura; Bombinatoridae. Gene Ontology annotation, molecular function: ATP-dependent protein folding chaperone; ATP binding. Bases 114 to 2630 code for a protein of 838 amino acids.